UAGAGACACUAUCCACUUCCAUCCGUCACGCAGACCCUGCCGGAGCCACUGCUGCUGUGGAUGAUCGAGAGGAUCUGGUGUACCGGGCGAAGCUGGCCGAGCAGGCUGAGCGAUACGACGAAAUGGUGGAGUCAAUGAAGAAAGUAGCAGGGAUGGAUGUGGAGCUGACAGUUGAAGAAAGAAACCUCCUAUCUGUUGCAUAUAAGAAUGUGAUUGGAGCUAGAAGAACCUCCUGGAGAAUAAUCAGCAGCAUUGAACAGAAAGAAGAAAACAAGGGAGGAGAAGACAAGCUAGAAAUGAUUCGGGAAUAUCAGCAAAUGGUUGAGACUGAGCUAAAGUUAAUCUGUUGUGACAUUCUGGAUGUACUGGACAAACAUCUGAUUGCAGCAGCUAACACUGGCGAGUCCAAGGUUUUCUAUUAUAAAAUGAAAGGGGACUACCACAGGUAUCUGGCAGAAUUUGCCACAGGAAAUGACAGGAAGGAGGCUGCGAAGAACAGCAUAGUGGCUUAUAAAGCUGCUAGUGAUAUUGCAAUGACAGAACUUCCACCAGCGCAUCCUAUUCGCUUAGGUCUUGCUCUCAAUUUUUCCAUAUUCUACUACGAAAUUCUUUUUUUUUUUUUUUUUUUUUUUUUUUGAGACGGAGUCUCGCUG
Messenger RNA from Pan troglodytes (chimpanzee), 653 nucleotides. Its product is annotated as 14-3-3 protein epsilon-like. The transcript has a single exon. Lineage: Eukaryota; Metazoa; Chordata; Mammalia; Primates; Hominidae. Bases 123 to 638 code for a protein of 171 amino acids. The record is from RefSeq and is a predicted model, not a curated record.